This is a messenger RNA of Fibroporia radiculosa, 720 nucleotides long. RefSeq lists its product as uncharacterized. The coding region runs from base 1 to 720 and encodes 239 amino acids. The record is from RefSeq and is a predicted model, not a curated record. The transcript is spliced from 4 exons. NCBI's taxonomy places the organism in Eukaryota, Fungi, Basidiomycota, Agaricomycetes, Polyporales, Fibroporiaceae.
AUGACUAUCCUCAACCCAGACCAGCUGGUCGAAGAAUUCAAGAAGUCGGGAGAGUUCGAUAGACUACGUCGGGAGCUCCUAGCGCAAUUCCGGAGCAGCGAUGGCAUGAAUUCACUUAUGAGCAGAGUGGAGGACAUCACACGGCAGAAAUUUGCAUCCGACCCAAAGCUGCAAUACAUGCCAGACCCAAUGCUGAUCAGAGAGUUGAUGCAAGAACUGGACAGGUAUCUCGUCAUAUUUGUUGCUUUGGCCGUGCAGAUUGACCGGUCUAGAUAUCCCAUAGUUGAGCGUGCUGUGGCAGAUGCACCAGCUCUAUCUGACCCUCGUUUUGUAUCGAGCAUUCGUGAAUCUAUAGGCAAGACCCUGUACGAGCAUAGGAAGAAGUCCAACCCUUCAUCAAGGAAUUCGUUGAUGUCUGUGUCCACUCACCUCGAGGGACAGCCUGCGCCGCAAGUACCGCUCGCUGAUUCUGUCAAAGCAAGCGCACAAGGUCCUACAUCCCACGAUGCCGAAAUGGAUGCUGUCCAGGCAGAUGCUGCCCCCCCACACACAGAUCCAGCAGAUCCUGUGAUGCCUCCUAGCGAAAGUGUGCGAGCAGUCCACUUCGCUGAAAAUCUUCGAGAAAAUCAAAAUAUCACUGAGGUUGCCGAAGACAGCGUGCGAGACAACGAUGAGAAAAUUGUGCCAGAUACGCCUGCGUUAGAUGGAAGAGCUUCGUGA